GUUAUACUUCAUCACAUGUUGUCUAAAGCAACUGUAAAGGCCAGACCCUCUGUCCUGUGGUGUUACAAAAAGGAGCUGGGCUUUAGCAGCCACCGGAAGAAGAGGAUGAGACAACUACAGAAGAAGAUUAAAAGUGGAACUUUAAACAUAAAGGAUGAUGAUCCUUUUGAGUUAUUUAUAGCAGCCACAAACAUUCGCUACUGCUAUUACAAUGAAACUCACAAGAUUCUUGGUAACACUUUCGGGAUGUGUGUACUUCAGGAUUUUGAAGCCUUGACUCCAAACCUGCUAGCUAGAACUGUUGAAACAGUAGAAGGUGGUGGAAUUGUGGUGAUUCUCCUGAGAACUAUGAACUCACUGAAGCAGCUGUAUACAAUGACCAUGGAUGUACACUCUCGAUACAGAACCGAGGCACACCAGGACGUGGUAGGACGGUUUAAUGAGAGGUUCAUUCUGUCUCUGGCCUCAUGCAAGAAUUGCAUCGUCAUUGAUGACCAGCUGAAUAUCUUGCCCAUUUCCAGUCACGUUGCAAACAUCACGCCUGUUCCACCACAGUCACAGGAAGACAGGCUCCAGCCUCAGGACUUGGAGCUGAAAGAACUGAAGGAGAGCUUGCAGGAUACACAACCUGUAGGAGUUUUGGUGGAUGGCUGUAAAACUCUGGAUCAGGCAAAAGCAGUUCUAAAAUUUAUCGAAGCCAUUUCUGAGAAGACUCUACGGAGUACUGUGGCAUUAACAGCAGCCAGGGGACGUGGUAAAUCUGCUGCUUUGGGACUGGCUAUAGCUGGAGCAGUAGCUUUUGGUUACUCCAAUAUCUUUGUCACAUCUCCAAGUCCUGAUAACCUUCACACUCUCUUUGAGUUCAUAUUUAAAGGCUUUGAUGCACUGCAGUAUCAGGAACAUCUAGACUAUGAGAUUGUUCAGUCUUUAAAUCCGGAGUUUAACAAGGCUGUUGUCCGAGUGAAUGUGUUCAAGGAGCACAGACAAACCAUUCAGUACAUACACCCUGCUGAUUCUGUGAAACUGGGUCAAGCUGAACUUGUUGUGAUUGAUGAAGCUGCUGCCAUUCCUCUACCCCUGGUGAAAAACCUGCUGGGCCCUUAUCUUGUUUUCAUGGCUUCUACGAUCAAUGGGUAUGAGGGUACUGGUCGAUCACUAUCUCUGAAGCUCAUUCAGCAGCUCCGUCAACAGAGUGCACAAACCCAAGUCUCCAUGACAGCAGAGAACAAAUCUACAGCUACAGCUAAACUCGCCUCAGCUCGUACGUUGCAUGAAAUCUCCCUCCACGAGUCAAUCAGAUACGCCCCCGGUGACCCAGUUGAAAAGUGGCUAAAUGAUCUGCUCUGUUUGGACUGUCUCAGCAUCACCAGAAUUAUCUCCGGCUGCCCACUGCCUGAGACGUGUGACCUAUACUACGUAAAUAGAGACACACUUUUUUGUUACCACAGAGCAUCAGAAGUUUUUCUGCAGAGACUGAUGGCCCUCUAUGUGGCUUCACACUACAAGAACUCGCCCAAUGACCUCCAGAUGCUAUCUGAUGCACCUGCCCAUCAUCUUUUUUGCCUUUUGCCACCCGUUCCACCUACCCAGAAUUCAUUACCAGAAGUACUUGCUGUUGUUCAGGUGUGCAUGGAGGGAGAGAUCUCUCGCCAGUCUAUCAUGAACAGCCUUUCUAGGGGAAAGAAAGCUUCUGGUGAUCUUAUUCCCUGGACCAUUUCAGAGCAGUUCCAAGAUCCUGACUUUGGCAGCCUCUCUGGUGGACGUGUUGUUCGUAUUGCAGUUCAUCCAGAUUAUCAGGGGAUGGGCUAUGGCAGCAGAGCUCUGACUUUACUGCAGAUGUACUAUGAAGGCAAAUUCCCAUGUUUGGAAGAAAAAACAAUUCAAAAGCCGAAAGAAAUUGCAACUGUGAGCAGUGAGACUGUUAGUUUAUUAGAAGAGGUUGUGACACCUCGGAAAGACUUGCCUCCUUUACUUCUCAAACUGAGCGAGAGACAAGCUGAAAACCUAGACUAUCUAGGGGUAUCUUAUGGCCUAACACCAAGAUUACUCAAGUAA
Antrostomus carolinensis (chuck-will's-widow) is the source of this 2055-nucleotide messenger RNA. It is a transcript of the gene NAT10, whose product is annotated as N-acetyltransferase 10. The record is from RefSeq and is a predicted model, not a curated record. Gene Ontology annotation, cellular component: nucleolus; 90S preribosome. The transcript is spliced from 18 exons. Gene Ontology annotation, biological process: rRNA acetylation involved in maturation of SSU-rRNA. NCBI's taxonomy places the organism in Eukaryota, Metazoa, Chordata, Aves, Caprimulgiformes, Caprimulgidae. Bases 16 to 2055 code for a protein of 679 amino acids. Gene Ontology annotation, molecular function: ATP binding; tRNA binding; 18S rRNA cytidine N-acetyltransferase activity.